AUGUCUGCACCAAAGCAGCUGUCACGUAUGGUGGAUAGCCUUCCCCAACGUCUUGUCAAUUUCUUUGCUCGCUACCCUCCUCAAAUCCACUCCGCAGCCGUCCGUCGCCCUGCCCCUGCAAAUGGAGAGGGAUAUGUACCACCGAAGGUAGAAUCGCCGUACACGCCCGAUCGUGAUGCCAAGGGUACUAUUGGAGAGAAAAAGCAUGGGUGGACCCCUUCGCGUGCACUACUCGUUACCAGUGACACAAUUCGCAACCCAUUCCUUCCGCACAAGCGAUUCGGCAAAUGGGAAGCACCGAAAUAUGGCCUGCGGCAACAGGCUGAUUUGAUGAAGCUGGCUAUCAAAUACAAUGUGGAUCAACUUCUUCCUCCUAGUCGCAAAUCAGUGGAAUUCAAGGAGACACGUCGCGCAGAGCGCGGUUUGCAGGUCAAGGGAACCGGUGUUGGUCAAAAGGUCAAGGGUCACAAAUGGGAGCGCACCAUGGAAUCACGUCUCGAGGAUCGUCGCAAAGCGAUGGAGGGAAUGCCGGAGAUGGUCCGCUUGUGGAAGCAGAGAGGUCAUGGCCGUGGCUGGAGACAAUGGCCCAAGCGGUAA
This is a messenger RNA of Penicillium paradoxum, 597 nucleotides long. RefSeq names its product mitochondrial 54S ribosomal protein mL59. The record is from RefSeq and is a predicted model, not a curated record. Lineage: Eukaryota; Fungi; Ascomycota; Eurotiomycetes; Eurotiales; Aspergillaceae. The coding region runs from base 1 to 597 and encodes 198 amino acids. The transcript is spliced from 2 exons. Gene Ontology annotation, cellular component: mitochondrial large ribosomal subunit. Gene Ontology annotation, molecular function: structural constituent of ribosome.